AUGUUUGCUUUCAAUAUCCCAGUUGUUGUGCUCUUGGGCCUGGGUUUUUAUGCCGUGGCCAAGGUCGUGCACGCCCUCUUUCUGCACCCUCUCGCGAAAAUCCCUGGCCCACCUCUUGCAGCACUCUGCGAUUACUGGGUGUCUUUGCAUUGGAUCAAGGGGACAUGGCCAUGGGACGUGGAAGCAUUGCACCAGAAAUACGGGCCGGUCGUUCGCAUCGCGCCAAACGAGCUUUCUUUCUGCGGCGUAGAGUCCAUCAAAGAUAUCUACGGUACUCUGAACGUGGCUGCUCCCAACUUCUUCCCCAAAUCAGGCACCUUUUACACGCAAUCCGACACAACCGUUUCAUCAGUGGGCACCGAAGUGGACCCCGCGAAGCACCAGGCGACCCGCCGGUCGAUUGCCCCGGGAUUCAGCGCACCGACGCUCAAGGCACAGAGUCAUAUCGUCAUCGGAUACGUGAACAUGCUUGUAGAGCAGAUCCGCAAACGAGAGGGGACGCCCCUGAACAUGACCGACUGGUACAUGUGGCUUGCUUUCGAUGUCAUCACCGAUCUGAGCUUCGGAGAGUCGCUGGGAAACGUGAAGGACGGCGAGGCAGACCCAUGGCUUGCAAUGCUCGCCGGCAGCGGCCCCGCUGUGGCCGUUGGAUUCGUGCUGCGGCGACGUCACCCCGUGGUUGUCAACCUGGCCCGCUGGCUGCUCACGAAUGAGAAGAGCAAGCAGAUGCGCGCGUUGCACCUGGAAAAGGCCCGCGGAAUGGCGCAGAAGCGGCUAGCCAAGGUGGGCAGCGACGAAGGUGGCCGCGCCGACAUCUUCAGCCAUCUGCUGAGCGCCAAAGGGACGACAGUGGAAUCCGAAUGGCUGUCGAUUCAAGGCUCGACGCUGGUGGCGGCUGGGACUGAGACGACCUCAACCUUCUUAUCCGCACUAACCUUCUAUCUGCUUACGCACCCGGACAAGCUACGCGUGCUUCAGGAAGAGGUGCGUGCCUCAUUCGCCCGCCGGGAGGACAUCAAUGCCGAGAGCGUCAAGCCCCUGCGUUAUCUGCAGGCUGUCAUAGAAGAGGGACUGCGUAUCUUUGCGCCUGCACCAUUUGGCCUGCCACGUGUGUCACCCGGUGCAACAGUCGAUGGCGUGUGGGUGCCCAAAGGCACGAUAGUGGCCACGGCCGCCCACGUUACUUCCCGCGAUCCACGCUACUUUCUCGAGCCUGACCAGUUCCAUCCGGAGCGGUGGCUGCCUUCGUCCUACCCGUUGUUCGAUCCGCGGUUUGGUGGCGACAAGAAAGAGGCCUCCAAGCCAUUCUCCAUCGGCCCGCGGUCUUGCAUUGGCAUGCAGCUCAGCUACAUGGAAAUACGUUUGUGUAUUGCGAACCUUGUCUGGGCCUUCGACUGGGCCCAGUCUGACAAGAACGAGCAUUUUAUCGGGGCUGAAGUGCGGGGAGUUGACCUCAACGACAUCAGCGACAGCGACAUAGAGACCCUGCGAGAAGCUAUCUGGGAACACAAGGUCAUCGUCAUCAAGAAUCAACACCACCUCGAUCCGGCAAACCAGGUUUCUCUAGCCCGAAGGCUUGAUCCAACCUCAGCGGUGCGGGAUCAUGCAGACUGGAUUGCCAACAUCCACCCAGAGCCCGAAAAGCUGCUUAAGAUGCUCCCGAUCCGCUCAGUUCCCGGACAGGAGCUCGUCCACAUCAUCGGUAAAGGGUACGUGGACUCGCACUACCACAUCCAGAACGAGACGCUUCGCGGCGGCUCGCACGACUUCCAUGCGAAGCCGUACUCGCGCGACGAGUUCGAGCAGCACGGCCGCACGCGCUUCCACACUUGGCACAUGGACGCGCCGUUUUACCGACAGCAGCCGGCGCACUUCACUCUACUACGCGCCAUACGGCUGCCCCGCGGCCCAGACCUGACAGUGCAUUGGGACGACGGCAGCGGCUCGACGCUCAAGGUGAGGCCGGGCGCUACGGCCUUUGUUAGCACAGCACAGCUGUACGAGGAGUGCCUGACGGACGACGAAAAGGCCCGUUUCGAGCGCUCGUACGUCGAAUACCGUCCUUUCUGGUACCUGUGGGCCAGCAGAGCCCGCGGCCAGGCAAACGGUAUCGGGCUGGUGAGCGAAGGGCGCGAGUUGUCCGAUGAGGAGAUGGGUGAGAUUGGUGAGCCGCGUGCUGAGUUCAGACAGAGGCACCCCAUGGUUUGGGUGAAUCCGUCGACAAAGCAGAAACACCUGCAAGUCCAUCCCGAUGCGGCUCAGAAGCUCGUGCUCUGGAAGGGAUCAUCGGAAGAGCCGGAAGUGAUUGAAGAUGUAGAAAAGGUCAGGCGAUUCAUCAUUGACAUCUACAGCCGCAUCGUUAAGCCCGAGUACGUCUUUGCCGAAGGCCCAGCAGAGGAGGGCGAUGUUGUGGUCUGGGACAACUGUGGGGCAAUGCACACACGCGUUGAUUACCCAGCCCAUUAUGGCACCAGGCUCAUGCAUCAAGUUUUCUUGAACUCGAAAACUGCGCCGAUUGGGCCUGUGAACGUGGCAUCAAUGGCGUAG
Molecule: messenger RNA, 2547 nt
Organism: Diplodia corticola
Lineage: Eukaryota; Fungi; Ascomycota; Dothideomycetes; Botryosphaeriales; Botryosphaeriaceae
Product: isotrichodermin c-15 hydroxylase
Exons: 11
Coding region: 1-2547 (848 amino acids)
Molecular function (GO): iron ion binding; heme binding; monooxygenase activity
Source: RefSeq, a predicted model, not a curated record